UUCAUUUGCAAUUUUGAAUCUAUAUCCUCCACUUAAAUGUCCAAACUUGACCUGGUAUUUGUGUCCUUGUUGGCAUUUGACCCUUUUUUAGAUAUUUCAAUAGCUUCUUGAUGAGAUUUUACACUAUUGAGAAGAUUUUUGUGUUAGUGAUGUCACUCAAUUGCGUCCUUUUCUUUCACUGAUUGGAUAAGAAUUCAAAUAUCUGAAUUAAGGUAGUUCUCUCUUUCACGCAUCAUCAUCUUUCUUCUUCUACACUUUUUGGGAUAAGUGUCUUCCAUCAUUGGCUUUCCGCCACAAGACAUAAGUAAGGAACAAAAAGAGGACUAGCAAAAAAGAAAAAAGAUAAGGCAAAGUUUAAGCUUUCAAUUGGACAAUCAUAGUGCAACAAUCAUUGUGCAUUAUUAGUACCAAAGAAGUUGAUAUCCAUUAUAAGAAUAUUUUUCAAAUUCAUCGUACAUCAAUAUUAAUUCUUCGAAAUAGUGUGGGCCGACUCGGAGACCUGGGAUCUUGGCUUAGUAAUGAAUGAAGGGAAGCUCUUCAAGCUUUCUACGCCAACGGCUUAUGUAGUGAUCGGCCUUGGGGAAUGUUUUGGGAGACGACCUCCCGCCGCGAUAAUAGGAGCUUUCCCUUUCCUUUAUGUUACACAAGAUGCGCAAUGGAAUAGUACGAGGUGACUGAUUACAUUAGAUAUAAUAUAAAAAUAAAAAAUACUGAAAAUUCUUUAUAUUUUUUACUGACAUGAUUUUUUUAAAUAUGAUUAAAGUUACAUCAACACUGAAAAUAGAAGUGAGACAGAGGAAUUACUGUUAUCCACCUUGGUUACGAAAUAAAUCCCACCUAGUGGUCCCAUGGAGUAGACGGAGCAUUAGAACCAGACACGUUAACACAUGUUGCAUGCAUAUAAGAUAUCCCAGUAAGUAUUGAAAACGAAAGCAACAAGGCAUAAAUGAAACCGGAACUUGGUAAUUUGGAAAUUCAAAGCUUACACGUUAAUCAUUUUACUGUUUAAAACGACUCAAUGCAUAACAAUUAAAUUCUUCCAAUUCCUGAACAGUAGAGAAUUAUAAAAUGAUAGCGUUUCCUCAACCGAUUCACACGGCUGCUGGCCCCGCCGCUGCCGUUGUUAGUCGGCCGCAGCGGCGGCUGAGAUCAGUCUGCGGCGGCGGUGGUGAUAGAAGGACACCUAAGCCAUCGGUUUGUACGGCAGAUGAGCUUCAUUAUGUUCCCCUUCCCAACAAUCAAUGGAAACUCGCUCUAUGGCGCUACUUGCCUUCACCUCAGCGGAGCCGCAGGAAUCAUCCUCUGUUAUUGUUGUCUGGAGUGGGCACUAAUGCCAUUGGCUAUGAUCUUGCUCCUGGUUCAUCUUUUGCACGAUAUAUGUCUGGGCAAGGAUUUGAUACUUGGAUUCUUGAAGUUCGAGGAGCAGGCUUGAGCGCAAAAAAUAGUCUGGAGGAACUAAAGGAGCCUCUCCAAGGUUUACGAGAUGCAGCACAAGUUUCUGCCAUCACGAGCCAACUAAGGGAAUUUGGUCACAGACUUGGAAAUAUUGUUGAUGAAAGUCAACAACUAAUCACUCAGUUUACUGGUUUGCAAAACCGCUUUUCUAUUACACUAGAAGAUUUCUGGAAACAGCUUCAACUGAUUGGGAAGUAUAACUGGGACUUCGAUCAUUACUUGGAAGAAGAUGUGCCUACAGCGAUGGACUACAUAAGGAACCAAAGCAGACCAAAGGAUGGAAAGUUGCUCGCUAUUGGCCAUUCUAUGGGAGGUAUCUUGCUGUAUGCAAUGCUCUCACAAAAUGGUUACAGAGGGAAGUGCACUGAGUUGGCUUCAGUCAUCACUUUGGGUUCAUCACUGGACUACACUACUUCACGGUCAUCUCUGAAAACGCUUAUACCCUUUGUAGAUCCUGCACAAGCUGUGAAUCUUCCAGUUGUUCCACUCGGAGCAUUACUCGCAGCCAUCUAUCCUCUUGCAUCUUAUCCUCCGUAUAUCUUAUCAUGGUUAAAUCCUCAGAUAUCUGCGCAAAAUAUGAUGCAUCCGGAAUUGUUUGAGAGGCUUGUCUUGAAAAACUUUUGCACUAUUCCUGCUAAACUUCUGUCGCAGCUAUCAACAGCCUUUGAAAAGGGGGGACUAAGGAAUAGAAGUGGGACUUUCUUUUACAAGGACCAUCUUCACAAAAUCAAUGUGCCUGUUUUAGCUCUUGCAGGAGACAGAGACCUUAUUUGUCCUCCUGAAGCUGUGUAUGAAACUGUCAAGCUGAUUCCUGCGAACUUGGCCACGUAUAAGGUUUUUGGUGAACCUUGGGGUCCACACUAUGCCCAUUAUGAUCUAGUCGGUGGACGAAUGGCAUACUAUCAAGUAUAUCCACGUAUAAUUGAAUUCCUUAGUCGACAUGAUAUCUCUUGAUCUCCAGAGUGUAGCUCUCUGCAUCCAGUUCCAUGUGAAGGUUUAGCAGAUAACUUGACCUCUACCACAGUGUAGGUAUCAUGUGACAGCGGGAGAAGCUGAAACCUUUAAUCCUUCAUCCGGUGCCUGGGAUCAUGAGAUGGAUGUAAAAACCAGGAGACCAUGCAAGCCAUAUUAGUAGGAGGUAUACGAUCAUUGAGGUUCAAAGAUGAGUGAUAUGAACCAUUGUGGGCCAGGGCGCACAGUAUUAGGUACGGGUUUGGCCGAAUCCACUAGCUUUUGCAUAGACCUUGUAUUUAUUAGGAAAUUCAUUAAAUAUGUACAAAUAUUUUAUUGCGAAGCCAGUAACUAAACAAACUAUGUGUAUGUCGGCAUAAUUCAAAUCCUGGCUCCGCCUUUGAUGGUGGAUGAGAGAUGUGUAGAAGUUCAAUUCACUCAUAAAGCAGCUUGUAUUUAGGGCCAUUGAGUGAUUUGAGUCUGUCAUUGCAGAAUCACCGGAUUAGAACCAAUACCAGUGCUCUCGAAGUUUUUGUUUUGGUGGUAUAGGUAUGGAGGAGUUUGCUUGUAUAUGCUUUACUAUAUUUUUUUCUACUUUGAUUUGACAUC
Messenger RNA from Lycium barbarum (goji berry), 3015 nucleotides. RefSeq lists its product as uncharacterized. The record is from RefSeq and is a predicted model, not a curated record. Gene Ontology annotation, biological process: proteolysis. NCBI's taxonomy places the organism in Eukaryota, Viridiplantae, Streptophyta, Magnoliopsida, Solanales, Solanaceae. The transcript is spliced from 10 exons. Bases 1069 to 2409 code for a protein of 446 amino acids. Gene Ontology annotation, molecular function: serine-type endopeptidase activity.